This is a messenger RNA of Effrenium voratum, 1875 nucleotides long. Lineage: Eukaryota; Dinophyceae; Suessiales; Symbiodiniaceae. The record is from the annotation of a GenBank genome assembly.
AUGACGACGGUCACAGCCAAGGAUUUCUGCGUCUCGUGGAACGGAGAUGCUCAUCAAUGGCCAGAUUAUGUGCGGAAGGUGAGACUUCAAUACGAGAAGACGGCCCUGGAGAAGAGAUAUCUGUUGGGUCCUGAGUUGGUGAGUCGAUUGACGGACAGAGCCUGGGAGGCUUGCUUCGAGAUUGACCAUGGACGUCUGCAAGGGCAACAUGGAGCGAAGUUUCUCCUCACUCAUCUUCGUGAUCGCCUAUGCCGAGCCCCUGUACCAGAUGCCGGAGCUCGCUUGGAAGAUCUUCUGGUCCGUUUGCGGCGGACACCCGGCACUCCCUUUUCUCAAUGGGCGCAUCAGGUUCGGGAAACCUAUCGUCGCCUUCAACGAGCUUUGGUUCGUGCGAGAAAGGAGUAUGACGAGAAGCGGGGCAAGGCUGCAGAUCGACAUCUGCUGUUUCCUUCGACGCGGCCAAGACGAGCUUCGAUGGAGACUCAGUCCGAGCCGGAGCCACCUUCGGCAGACACUUCUCGGGAUAUUGGAUCACCUGCGAAGAGCACUCGCAGCGCCCCUGCUGACGGCCAACGCGAAGAAGCUGGCGACUUGGAGGGCGAGAUCCACGAGAUGACCUGGGAAGGCGAGGACGGCAAGUGGACUGAGGCAGAUUGGCAGAAAUGGCGAGAGAUGGAAUCCAAAGACAAGCCUCAAGAACCAGAUCCUGAUGAUCUGCCCUGGGAUGAGUUGGAGGUGGACACGAUGGAGGUGUUGCCCGACGAGGUCCUUGGAUGGUUGCUUCUCAGGCGAGCUGGCCUUCCUGCGAGUUCUCGUCUGUCCGUGCAAGCAGCGAUCGGAAACUCCUUGCGCUUCACGGAAGUGGAGCGCGCUCUACGUGAUCAAGAAGAAGAACUUCUUCAAGCUGAAGCUCGGGCAUCUGAACGACGCGGACGACAGAAGCGAUCGUACUGGGUGGAGCAGGAGCAAGAAUGGGGCCUUCUGGACAUGCACCCGGACUCUUCGGAUGAGACCCCAGUGCAUUGGAUUGGCAAGGAGCUUCCGGCGGAGGUGUACGCCCUAUCUGCUGCCGGUUCUGCAGGUGAACUUGAUGCUGAAUCAGGCGGUGAUGCAUGGUGGAGCUCUACGGCAACCUGGGAUGAGCCUACAUGGUGGUCAUCUCCAACGUGGUGGACAGAGGAGUGGAGUGAGCCGGAGCUCACGAGUAAGGAACAGAAGCAAGUUGAUGAAGCCUAUGCUGCCUACAAAGAUAAGGUGCGCACCUUCGUCCAGGCGCGCACUCUCAUGAAGGACAAGGCGCGGAAUCGAGGAUUCUAUCAGGCGGCCAAGGGCAAGGGCAAGGCUUCGAAAGGAAAAGGAAAAGGCAAGGGUUCAACGCCUACAUUGGCGGCUGCCUCACCGACAUUCAUGGCAGUCAAAGGAUCCAAAGGGAAGGCAAAAGGUCCCAACUACACCGGCUGUUUCAUUUGUGGCAGUCGAGAUCACGGGUAUCAGAAUUGCCCUCAGCGGACGCGUGGACCUGGCAAAGGUCGUCUUCGUCUUCAGGACAAGCCAUGGUGGUCAUCAGCGGCUGGGAAGUUCCUGAUCUACCGGAGGAGGACCAUGAAGAUGGCUGUGGCUAUGAAUCCUACGCGGAUGAGGUGGAGACGGUUCACGCCGAAGCUUGGACGGUGCAAGAAGCAGGACAGUGGAGCGACGGAGACUGUGACGUCUUUGACCGCACUUACGGAGAUCAUGAACUACAGGAAGGAGCUGUUCGGUGACGAGGAUGUCAAGGUCUACCCGGCGGAUGGGAAAUCCUUCAGGUUCGGAAAUGGCCGAACUAUGCUAGCUUCAUCCUUUGUGGAGAUUCCGCAGUUCUUGAACGGCCAGUAG